AGUCGACGUCACUUCCGCCUCUCUGUCAGUCUCCGGCUUGCGGGCGAGCGUGCGGCCACGGGAGCGGAGCAAUGCCCAAAUCAAAGGAACUUGUUUCUUCAAGCUCAUCUGGAAGUGAUUCAGAUAGUGAAGUUGACAAAAAGGCAAAGAGGAAAAAGCCUACUCCAGAAAAACCAGUAAAGAAACAAAAGACUGGAGAAAGUUCAAAAGGGGCAGCAUCUUCCAAGCAAAGCAGCAGCAGAGACGACAAUAUGUUUCAGAUUGGAAAAAUGAGAUAUGUCAGUGUUCGGGACUUCAAAGGAAAAGUCCUAAUUGAUAUUAGGGAAUAUUGGAUGGAUCAGGAAGGUGAAAUGAAACCUGGCAGAAAAGGUAUUUCUUUAAAUCCGGAACAGUGGAGCCAACUGAAGGAACAGAUUUCUGAUAUUGAUGAUGCAGUAAGAAAACUGUAAAAUCAGAGCCAUAUGAAACUUUAAUGUUUUAGUCUUUCUACAUUGGCUUUUGUUUUCUAAACUUAUUUGUUUUCCAAGCUAUUGUAUAUUUGGAUUGCAAACCAAUUUGUAAAAUUUUUUUUAUGUGCAUUAAAGUGUAUUCUGAGUGAAGCUACUUGUCUAUACUUUAUUAAUAAGGAAUGCCUUGCAUCCACCGCCUGGUGUACAAUAAAAUCAAGCAACAAAUUCUUAAUUGUUGUGGCCUUUUUGAUCAGAAGUAUUCACUGUUGGUAAGGCUAAGAUGGCAGUUUGUAGUUCUUUUAAUUUCAGCUCAAUUUAUUAGGAAUUGUAUUGCAUCAAAUUAGAAAAUAUCUUUUUGAAAGCUGGAGGUCACCAUCUAUCUUCCCAUCAUACUUCUACAUUUUUUUUAACCGACAGAUUUACUUACACUGAUUUCUUGAAUUUUUCUAUUUUGUUUCUCUAACAUUUCCAUUUCACCACCUCACCCAAAAUAUGUUGUGUUGUUUUCUUGGCCACUAUGGAAUAAUUGAAUUGUUAAAAUAUUCCUCUCAUUAAGGUACCUUUUUGUUAAAACGAUACAUAAAAUUAAAUUCUGUAUCUGAAAACCUCUGACUCAGAAAUUUAAUGUAAUGAAUAUUAAGACAUUCUCUUUUAAAAAGUAACAUUGCUUAUAUGGGGUAUUAACAUUAAAUAAGCAUAUGCAAUUACCCUUCAGUAUUGGCUCAGUUCUGCCUCCAGGAGAUCAGGAUAUGGAAGCCUGAUUUGCCCUUAUUCUUGAAAAAUGUUUUAUGAAUUAUGGGAUGAUGUCUGUAAAAUCAGAUAUUGUUAAAUUACCUCAGACUAGGAUUUAAUAAAAAUUGUGAAAGUUUA
This is a messenger RNA of Ornithorhynchus anatinus (platypus), 1319 nucleotides long. RefSeq names its product SUB1 regulator of transcription (gene SUB1). The record is from RefSeq and is a predicted model, not a curated record. Gene Ontology annotation, cellular component: transcription regulator complex; nucleus. NCBI's taxonomy places the organism in Eukaryota, Metazoa, Chordata, Mammalia, Monotremata, Ornithorhynchidae. Gene Ontology annotation, biological process: positive regulation of transcription initiation by RNA polymerase II. Bases 72 to 449 code for a protein of 125 amino acids. The transcript is spliced from 5 exons. Gene Ontology annotation, molecular function: DNA binding; transcription coactivator activity.